GUUAUGUGGUGAAUGUCACUUUGACAGUUGACAUUCGAAACCUUUGGAUGCGUGCGUGUUUUAUGUUUUUUUGCAUGAAAUUUUUGAGUAUUUUCGGUUGUUUUAUUAACGAGAUCUAAAUGGAUAACUACACGUCGGAUAGUAGCGAUAACGAGUCGAGCAAUCGGAUCAUCGAUCUGGCUUAUUUGUUGAGAAAUCCCGAAUCUGUAGACCGAUCAUUGGGGGAGUACUUCGAAGAUGAUUCCAAGAGGUACCAGGAGGUGGAGAAGAUCAUUUUGCAUCAUAAUGAACUGAACGUACUGCCGAAGAAUCUAUUUCGGUUUACCAACAUAAAAGUUCUGGAUCUAAGCAAUAACGGCCUAACGGAGCUGCCAGAUCUCUUCAGGUAUUGCCAACUGACGAAUUUAGUUUUAAAAAAUAACAGACUGACCAAUGGAUCUUUGCCGAAGGAGUUUACGGAGUGUCCCAGUUUGAGGGAACUGAACUUCGGGGGAAAUCACAUGACGCAGUUUCCCGAGCAGAUUUUCAGUUUUGCCAAUUUGAGAUUUUUGUACUUGGGCGGGAAUGGUAUGAGGAACAUAUCGAAGGACAUAUGGAGGUUAAAACAGUUACAAGUGUUCUCGCUAGGCGGAAAUGACAUCACGGAAGUACCGGUUUCCGUUGGCACCCUCAAGUAUCUUCAAGCGCUCGUGUUAUGCGAUAAUCAAAUCGAAGUUUUACCAGCGAACAUUGCCAAUUUACAUAACCUCAGGUCUUUACUGUUACACAAAAAUCGAUUGAGAACUUUACCGCCUGAAAUUAUCGCUUUACGUAACCUUAAUGAGUUAAGUCUUAGGGAUAACCCCUUGGUAGUAAGGUUCGUAAGUGACAUAACCUAUCAGCCAACCAGCCUUCUAGAACUUUCCGCCAGAUCUUUGAAACUGCACAAUAUUAAAGUGGAACCCGGAACCAUUCCGAAGACUUUGGCGUUUUAUUUGGACACUGCACAUAGGUGUGUCAAUCCUCACUGCAAAGGUGUAUAUUUCGACAACAGAGUGGAACACAUAAAGUUUGUGGAUUUUUGUGGGAAGUACCGGAUUCCGUUGCUACAAUAUUUGUGCUCCUCAAAGUGUGCAAGCACCCCAAGUGAAGAAAUCGUUCGACCCCAUAGAACAUAUUUGAUGAAGAAAGUAUUAUUAGGGUGAUUUAAUAAAAAAAUUAAUAUUGUGUAUAUUUCUAUAACGAAACUGUUGCUUUGGUUUAAUAAUGAUAAUGUGAUAUAUUGUAUAUGCUUUAAUGGAGUCAGGGUGGUAUAUUUUUUCAUGAAAUAAAUUAUUAAAAUGGAAA
Messenger RNA from Anthonomus grandis grandis, 1326 nucleotides. Its product is annotated as leucine-rich repeat-containing protein 58. Gene Ontology annotation, molecular function: protein binding. The record is from RefSeq and is a predicted model, not a curated record. The transcript has 6 exons. The coding region runs from base 120 to 1184 and encodes 354 amino acids. Lineage: Eukaryota; Metazoa; Arthropoda; Insecta; Coleoptera; Curculionidae.